CGUCUGCGAUACCUACGCCGACAGCCCGAACUCCCCUUGUGGGGAAUCAUCCAAUGACUCUUCGGAGAAGAAUCACCUAAAGAGGAAGGUAUCUGUCAUGACCUCAUUCCCACGCCUCGUUCCCAUUGGCCUAGCCUUGGCUUAG
Messenger RNA from Acaulospora colombiana, 145 nucleotides. NCBI's taxonomy places the organism in Eukaryota, Fungi, Glomeromycota, Glomeromycetes, Diversisporales, Acaulosporaceae. The record is from the annotation of a GenBank genome assembly.